AUGUGCCUGGAGGGCGGCUACGGCGUCUGCGGCUGCCUGACGCUGUUGAAUAGCUGCGCGCAGCUGGAGAGUACGGCGGAGGGGCUGGGCAGCAAGAGCAGCGGCUAUCAUCCCAUACAGAAGCGUCUGGCCAAGCUGAAUGGCACCCAAUGUGGCUACUGCUCGCCGGGUUUUGUGUACGGUCUGCUGGAAGCGCAGGGGGGACAAGUGAGCAUGGCCGACGUGGAGAAUGCAUUUGGCGGCAACAUUUGCCGCUGCACCGGCUACCGGCCCAUACUGGAUGCCAUGAAGUCCUUUGCCGUAGACAGCUGUAUUAAGCUGCCGACGGAGUGCAUUCCGGCCCAGUGGCAUUGGCCACAGUCCUUAAGCCAACUAUUCGAGGCCCUGGACCAGGUGGGCGAAUAGGAGCAGUUUAUGCCUUUCGCGGGCAACACAGCACAUGGCGUCUGAACAAUUAUCAUAUUUAUGGACUGGCGCUGACCGAAAUCGAGUUGGACGUGCUCACGGGCAACAAUCAGAUCAAGCGCGUCGAUCUGCUGGAGGAUGCCGGCGAGUGCCUCAGUCCCAACAUUGAAAUUGGCCAGAUCGAGGAGGCAUUCGUCAUUCGGCUCAAGUGAAGCAUAAUACAGUUGUUUUGUGUGAGCAUAUUCAGAGGAGGGCAAAUAUAUAAAUUGCACAUACAUACAUACACGUAUAUAUGUAAGUAGUUCGGUUGUCUUCAUAUCUGAUAAAUUUAUUUAUACAUACUAAAAUAUGUAUGCAUGCAAAUAUACCUAUCUUCAUUCAUUUAAAAAUUGAUAAUGAAUUUAAGGAGACUUCUCAGAACUCCAUAUAUACAUACAGACAUAUGUACAUAUUUAUAUGUACCCUUGAACAGUAUUUGCAAAAGUACUG
This is a messenger RNA of Drosophila novamexicana, 894 nucleotides long. Its product is annotated as probable aldehyde oxidase 4. The record is from RefSeq and is a predicted model, not a curated record. Gene Ontology annotation, molecular function: oxidoreductase activity; iron ion binding. Lineage: Eukaryota; Metazoa; Arthropoda; Insecta; Diptera; Drosophilidae.